AUGCCUGAAAUUGGUUAUAAUAUAGAUGAAGUUAAUUACGUACUACAUCAUGAUCCUGAUCUUUUUUCAUUAAGUAUACUCCCAACAUGUGAUAGUCUUCAAUUGAAAGAUCAACGUGAAAAUAAAUCGAUUGAUGAACCAAACAAUUCUCAACCUGAACAAUCUAAUAUUGAUGUUAUUUGGCUUGGCGAAGAAGCAAGUAUAUUCUUACCGGAAAUUGUUUUAAAUUUGGCUGUUGAUCAAUGGGCAGAUGAUAAUUACCCAAAAGUAAAAUCGGUUACCAAAAUUGAGACGAAUAAAGAUUUACAAAUACAAGAAUUGAUUGCACAAAACUGUGAUCGUCAGCUCGAUUACCAUGAUGAAAUGAGACGAAUGCAUUCUGCCAAUGGUGUUACUCCUCUAGCUGCAGCACAUGCAAGAGAAGAACGACAGUGCAUCGAGGUCAAAUUAGGCGAUUUGAGUCAACGACUGCCGUACGCUCAAAAAUGCAAAUUAGAACAUCAAGUUGCCGAAGAAAAAUGUGCUCGAAUAGAAAGAAAUUUAGAACGACAAAUGAAAGAUUUAAUUAGACGACGAGAAGCGCUUCAACUACAAGAAGAAGAUAUAUUAGAGGGUUCCUUCUCAGUACAAUCAACAAACUAG
Rotaria sordida is the source of this 642-nucleotide messenger RNA. NCBI's taxonomy places the organism in Eukaryota, Metazoa, Rotifera, Eurotatoria, Philodinida, Philodinidae. The record is from the annotation of a GenBank genome assembly.